Messenger RNA from Cokeromyces recurvatus, 2832 nucleotides. Its product is annotated as Frag1/DRAM/Sfk1 family-domain-containing protein. The annotation marks the transcript as partial. The record is from RefSeq and is a predicted model, not a curated record. Gene Ontology annotation, biological process: GPI anchor biosynthetic process; fungal-type cell wall organization. NCBI's taxonomy places the organism in Eukaryota, Fungi, Mucoromycota, Mucoromycetes, Mucorales, Mucoraceae. Gene Ontology annotation, cellular component: endoplasmic reticulum. The transcript is spliced from 8 exons.
AUUGAUGCUAAAUAUAUUACUUAUUCGCAUACUUUAUUUGCGUAUUGCGCUUUUUUUAUUGCACUUGUAGUUGGAUGCUUUACACAUUAUCAUAAAAUUGUACAAAAUGAGUAUUUUGGAUAUCCCGAGGAAUGGUUUCCAAGUGUAAGUGCAACAACGGGAGAUAGAUACCCAGCUCGUGCUAUUUUUCAAAUCUUUAUUGCUUUAACAUCAGGUCCAAGAUUUGCCCUUGUAUUUUUAUGGUAUUUGUACACUACUUAUUCAGCAAAAACGGUAUCGAAAGCAUUUGGAUUAGGAUUAUUAAUUGUUGGUAUUGUUCGUACUGUUGCUUGUGGUGGUUGGGUUUAUAUCACGUCUACUGAUGAUCACUUAACUCAUGACAUUUCCAUGAUUCUUUACUUGCUAUGUACUUUACCUUGGCAAUUGGGUGUACUUUACUCGAGCUCAAGCCAGAAUCAAAUUGCUAUUCGUUGGAGAAAGUUUUUGACAACUGCCUUUUUCACUACUUUACCACCAAUGAUUUAUUUCUUUAUUCAACAUAAAGUAAAUAGAGUUCCAGGAGCUUAUACAACUUAUGCUUUCUUCGAAUGGUCUUUGAUUCUGUAUGACGUUGCUUAUGAUGCUGCCACUGCAAUUGAAUUUCAAAACUUUCAAUUAUCCAUUAUUGACAAAACUAGAAUUUCUCCAAUUGCUACAGAAACUCCUGAAGGAAGUAUUGCACCUUCCACUUUACGUACAUUGACAACCUUUGCUGGAUUUGGAACAGAAGUUUACUUGGCCUAUGUCUUCUGGUCAAUGCUUACAUCAUUAGCUUUGCUGAUUUGGUAUUUCCCUCUUUGGUAUAUGGGUAUUUCAGGUUUUGAAGCUUUCUUAUUCAUUACAAUGUCGCCUAUUGUAUUGGCUAUUGCACCACUAAGACGUUUAAUUGCUAAAUAUCGUGGUAUUUUCCAUUUACUCUCUUUAGUUGGUAUUGCCUCUUAUCUUAAAGUAGACCCUGUUUGGCGUCUUUCUUUGACAGCUGUUGGCGUUGGUCUUAGUAUUACAACUUGGAUAGCUACUUGGCUUGAAUCUAAUAAUCAUACAGGUGAUUUGGAACGCUCUAUUCUUGUUUGGUCUCUUGGUUUAAUCCUUCAUUGUGUUAUUAAAAUGGCAUGGUUUACUGAAAACCCCAUUUGGCCCAUCAUGAAUCGAAAUAAUGGUGGUCUUAAUGAUAUUGGUAUUGUCCUCGGUAUUGUAUGCUCCAUUGAAGUUCUUUUACGUGAUAGUACAAUUCGUAAAUCUACAGAGAACGGUAAGGAUUUAACUUCUUUACCCCAGCAAAAGGGAGGUAGUUCUUUAUGUGCUGCUGCUGGUUUUGGUUCCCUUUUAUUUGCCCUCCAUUCAAUGUAUUCUGAUUCUUCAACAAUUAUGCGUUGGACAGUGGACGGUUAUCCUAAUUAUGGACCUGAGCCUGUCCCUUGGGGUAUUGCUACUAUUGCUGCUUUGGGUAUUGGCCUCAUCUUAUCUUCUCAUCGUCGACUUACCACUAGCCUUGGUUGGUAUCUUGUUGGUGCUAUCUCUUGCGCCGUUUUCUACUGCUAUUCUGCAUGGACGGCCUUUUAUGCCGGUCUUAUUCUUGGCACCUACUUGAUUUCUAUUGUCCCUGCUAUCAUUCGUGCUCUUUCUACUCAGCCUCCUUUUAAGACUCUCUUUAUGUCCUUUAUGAUCUAUAAUAUUCUUUGUCUUGCUCAUGUUUGGGUUGUUGCUUAUGAGUUUGUACCUGGUGGCGUCUAUGCACGUGAACAUACUGAUUUGAUUUUAAUAACUAUGAUGUUAUUGAUUGGUUUGGGUGUAUGGAAUGCUAAUAAACAAGCUCGUAUGGACAUUCAACAAAAGAAGAUGGCUCAGUUCCAUGUUUUGAAGCAUGCACGCAUGAUGACACGUCUUAUCGUUGGUGGUCUUGUGGCACUUUCGGCUUUAAUUGCCUCUAACCGUGUUGCAAAUGCAGUUACACCUGUACCUUACACAACUACAGAAAAGUCAUUUACAGCAGGUAUUUGGACAAUCCAUUUUGCUUUAGAUAAUGAUAUGUGGGCUAGUGAACGUCGUAUGCGUGAUGCUAUUCGUGAUCUAGAAUUAGAUGUCGUCGGUUUACUUGAAUCUGAUACAAUGAGAAUUAUUAUGGGUAACCGUGACUGGGCCCAGUCAAUUGCAGAAGAAUUAGGUUACUAUGUUGAUUUUGGACCAGCCAGUAUGAAACAUACAUGGGGUUGUUUAAUGCUUUCCAAGUUCCCUAUCAUUAAAUCCGAACAUCACCUCUUGCCUUCCCCUGUUGGUGAAUUAGCUUGUGCCAUUCAUGCUACCUUGGAUGUCUUUGGUCAACCUGUUGAUUUUAUCGUAAGCCAUAAUGGUCAAGACGAAAACUAUAAUGAUCGUAUUCAACAAACAACUGAAUUAGCUCGUAUCAUGCGCACAAGCCCUAACCCAUUUGUCUUCUUGGGUUAUGUAGUUACAAAACCGCAGCAAGAAAUCUAUCAUUUACUGUUUGAUGAUGGAGAUAUGAAUGAUAUCGAUCCUAGUGAUUGGGAUCGUUGGUGUCAAUAUAUUGGAUAUCGUGGUUUACGUCGUGUUGCUUAUGCUCGUGUCAGCCAUGGUCGUAUCACAGAUACCGAGAUUCAGACGGGUAAAUUCCAGUUGGUUGAGAAUCCCCGAGAUUAUUGGAAGGCAUCUUAUGAACGUAUUCCUGAAUCUCAAGUGCCACCUACUUUAAGGUACCCUGCGAUGUUCUAUGGAGCAGGUGUUCGUGGACACCGUUAUCAUGUCUUUGAUGAGCCUCGUUAUUUUGCAAAUUAA